Trichoderma aggressivum f. europaeum is the source of this 1950-nucleotide messenger RNA. RefSeq lists its product as uncharacterized. Lineage: Eukaryota; Fungi; Ascomycota; Sordariomycetes; Hypocreales; Hypocreaceae. Bases 1 to 1950 code for a protein of 649 amino acids. Gene Ontology annotation, molecular function: serine-type endopeptidase activity. The record is from RefSeq and is a predicted model, not a curated record. The transcript is spliced from 2 exons. Gene Ontology annotation, biological process: proteolysis.
AUGGAUCAAGUUCAACAGGCUCCAUAUGGAACCUGGGAAAGUCCAAUUACCCCAGAUCAUUUUGCCUCAGGCUCUGUGAUCCUUGACCAGUUGGACGUUAACCGCUCUAAUGGCAAAAUAUACUGUCUUGAGGUCCGCCCAGCCGAAGAAGGGAGAGGCACUAUUGUGGAAUAUGUUGACGGAACUGCCAAUGAAGUACUCCCGAGCAAUUUCAACGCCUUGUCCCAGGUGCAUGAGUAUGGUGGGGCCUCUUUUGUGACUAGGCAUAGCGAUAACCACAUCAUUUUCACGGAUUUUGAGACAAAGGCUGUCUACGAUCUUGAUCCUAGUACCGGAAAUACCGACAUAUUGGUUCAUGAGGACAAAAAGCUCUAUUAUGCUGACUUUGCCAUUCCGCCGAACGAUGAUAAAUGGAUAAUUGGGAUACAAGAGAACCACCACACAGAUGAUCCUAUAGCGGUUGAGAAUAAAAUUGUUGCAAUCAACGCUACUACUAAAGAGGUCACGAUUCUUGCCAGUGGCUGCGACUUUUACGCCUUUCCACGGUUCAGUUUAGAUGGAACAAAGCUUUGCUGGAUCCAAUGGAAUCAUCCCAAUAUGCCGUGGGACAACACUCAGCUAUUGGUGGCCGAUUGGGAUAACGGUCAAGUCACAAACAUAACCAGCAUUGCCGGAGUCGAGACCAAUUCCAGCAUUACUCAACCUUGUUGGGGUACGGAUAAUACUCUGUACUACGUCGAUGAUAGGUCAGGAUUCUGGCAGCUCUACGAAUACUCCAACGGACAAAGCAGACACCUGAAAUUAAGCGGCCUGGAAGAUGCGGAGUUCUGCUUUACAGACUUUUUUCUCGGCGCUGCAUCAUACACACCAUUAUCGCCGGACACCAUUGUUUCCUUUUACACCAAGAAUGGGACGUACACAAGCAUCGUCAUUGAUACAAAAACCUGCAACUAUCGAGGACUCCAAUGCCCCAUAUCUGAUAUCCUCACAUGUGCCAUCAAGGCGGUGAGUUCGACGGCCGUAGCCAUCAUCGGCUCCACCGCAUCAUCACCCCAAGUGCUUACAGUGGUGGACAUCAACGAGGGAGGACUUGGUCAGGUACUGAAACAUUCGGCUGCUACUCAGUUACCAGAAGAUUAUGUUUCCCAUGCGACUCACGUUACAUUCCCCCGUGUAGCUAAUUCUGAAGGAGGAGAGGCUCAUGGACUCUUCCUGCCGCCCAAAAACCCCAAGUACAAGUGGGAUCAGUCCCUUCCCCCGUUGAUUGUGUCAGUUCAUGGUGGGCCAACAUGCCAAGCUGGGCCUGGCUUUUAUCUACGUGAUCAGGCUUUGACGACUCGUGGUUAUGCCGUACUGCAAGUUAACUACGUUGGCUCCACUGGAUACGGAAAGAAAUAUCGGCAAUUACUCGAUGGACAAUGGGGAGUCAGUGACAUUGCAGAUGCAGUUAGCGCUGUCGAUUAUCUUGCUCGUCAAGGUUUAAUUGACAGACAGAGGGUCGGUUUGACAGGACACUCAGCCGGUGGAUUUUUGACUAUGCAAGGCAUGGUGCGCUAUCCGAAUGUUUGGAGGACAGCCGUUGCUGAGAGUGGCAUUUCGGACCUAAAGAGGCUGAUGGAGGAUACACACAAAUUUGAGUGCCGGUAUCUGCAACCCCUGUGCUGGCCCAAUGGAACAUCUACAGAGGAGCAAGAACGAAUUCUUCUAGAAAGAAGCCCGAUACAUCACUGCGCUAAAAUCCAAAGGCCUAUUUUGUGUUUCAAUGGAACAGAAGAUCCUAUUGUACCUCAAAAUCAAGCAAACGCAUUUGUGGAAACAGUUAAGCAAACAGGUGGAGUUGCAGAAGUGGUGCUGUAUGAAGGCGAAGGCCACAUCUUUGCUAAAGGUUCAAGCUUGAAAGAUAUUGAAGCUCGUCGAUAUGCUUGGUUCAGGAAGUACUUGGUAGAAUAA